GGGGCGUUGGUGGCCACUGGGCCAGUGUGGAUUUCCCCACGGCUUGCUCCACAGGUCGCCGUUGCUAAGACUGGGCUCUUUGCAGGCAGAGAGGCGGCAUACGACUCCGAAGCACCUAGAAACCUUUCUGCUCUUCUGGUGUGCUAAGUGGUGUGUGACGCAGCUCAGAGUCCGGCAUGGAGAACAACACAACGCAAAUUUCCAGGGAGGACCUGGAGGACCUGCGUGAAGCCUUCAAUAAGAUAGAUAUUGACAACAGUGGCUAUGUGAGUGACUUUGAACUGCAGGAACUCUUCAGGGAAGCAAGCUUCUCGUUACCAGGGUUCAAGGUUCGAGAGAUCGUGGAAAAGUUCAUUGCCGGAGACACAAACAAAGAUGAAAGGAUUAGUUUCGAGGAGUUUGUCUCGAUCUAUCAGGAGCUGAAGAGCAAAGAGGUGAGAGAGUCAUUCCGGAAGUCCAUCACCAGGAGAGACGGCAUCCGCUCUUUUGGGGGAACAUCUGGGAUUUCCAGUGAGGGGACGCAGCACUCUUACUCUGAUGAAGAGAAAGUGGCCUUUGUGAACUGGAUCAACAAAGCCCUGAAAGAUGAUCCCGACUGCAGUCACCUUGUUCCCAUGGACCCGGAGAACGACAGUCUCUUCAAGUCCGUCAGGGAUGGAAUUCUGGUCUGCAAAAUGAUAAAUUUAUCCCAGCCAGACACUAUUGACGAGAGAGUGAUAAACACAAAGAAACUAACAACUUUCACCAUGACAGAGAACCUGGUGCUGGCCUUGAACUCGGCCUCCGCCAUCGGCUGCACGGUAGUCAACAUCGACGCGCAGGACCUGAAGGCCGGGAAGCCCCACCUGGUGCUGGGCUUGCUGUGGCAGGUCAUCAAGAUCGGCCUUUUUGCCGAUAUCGAGAUCUCCAGAAACGAGGCACUCAUUGCUCUGCUGGGAGAAGGAGAGGAGCUGGACCACCUGUUGUCCAGGUCUCCGGAAGAACUACUGCUGCGCUGGGUGAACUACCACCUGGACCAGGCGGGCUGGCAGCCAAUCAGCAACUUCAGCGAUGACAUCAAGGACUCCAAAGCCUAUUUCCACUUGCUCGAUCAAAUUUCCCCCAAAGGAGAAAGUGCCGAUGAGAUGACAAUCAUAAUCGAUAUGUCAGGAAUUCAUGAGCAGGAUGAGGAGCAGCGGGCAGAACUCAUGCUGAGGCAGGCGGCCCGGCUGGACGGCAGACAGUUUGUCACGCCCCAGGAUGUGGUGGCAGGGAACCACAAGCUGAACAUGGCUUUUGUGGCCAACCUGUUCAACAUGUACCCGUCGCUGAACAAACCCAAGGACAACGGCAUCGACCUGGCUUUGCUGGAAGGGGAGUCCAGAGAGGAGAGAACUUUCCGGAAUUGGAUGAACUCUUUGGGCGUCGCCCCAUACGUCAAUCACUUAUAUUGCGACCUGAUGGAUGCCCUGGUCAUCUUUCAACUGUAUGAGAGUAUCCAGGUUGCUGUGGACUACAAGAAGGUCAACCGCCCCCCCUAUUCAGCCCUGGGUGCCAACAUGAAACAGCUUGAAAACUGUAAUUAUGCUGUGGCCUUGGGAAAAAAGGAGGCAAAGUUUUCCCUGGUGGGAAUUGGUGGGGAGAAUAUUAACGAGGGCAGCCAGAUGCACACCCUUGCUUUGGUAUGGCAACUAAUGAGGAGAUACACGCUGAAUGUUCUGUCUGAUCUUGGGGACGGCGAGAAAGUAAACGAUCAAGUAAUGAUCAGUUGGAUAAAUGCCACUUUGAAACAAGGAAAAAAGGACACUUUCAUCAACAGCUUCAAGGACAAACUGAUCAGCACGAGCCUUCCGGUCAUUGAUCUGAUUGACACCAUAGCUCCCAACGCCAUCCGAGAGGAGAUGGUGAAAAGAGGGGAUAUGACGGAGAACGAGAAGCUGAACAACGCAAAGUACGCCAUUUCCGUUUCUCGUAAAAUCGGAGCGAAGGUGUACGCGCUGCCUGAAGACUUGGUAGAGGUGAAGCCAAAGAUGGUCAUGACGGUGUUUGCCUGCUUGAUGGGCAGAGGAUUGAAUAAAGUUAAUCGCUGAGCCUCCUCAAGUGCCCCCCUCCCCCCACAUCCCUCUCUCUCCCCGCACAGUCCUGUCACCUGAAACAUUACAGUAAUGGAUCCUUUCUAUGUGCCCUAAAUGUGACUUUUUUCUCUCACAACGAGUUAUU
Molecule: messenger RNA, 2199 nt
Organism: Conger conger (European conger)
Lineage: Eukaryota; Metazoa; Chordata; Actinopteri; Anguilliformes; Congridae
Gene: pls1
Product: plastin 1 (I isoform)
Exons: 16
Coding region: 177-2069 (630 amino acids)
Biological process (GO): actin filament bundle assembly; actin filament network formation
Cellular component (GO): actin filament bundle; cytoplasm; actin filament
Molecular function (GO): calcium ion binding; actin filament binding
Source: RefSeq, a predicted model, not a curated record